This is a messenger RNA of Dermacentor albipictus, 701 nucleotides long. RefSeq lists its product as uncharacterized. Lineage: Eukaryota; Metazoa; Arthropoda; Arachnida; Ixodida; Ixodidae. The record is from RefSeq and is a predicted model, not a curated record.
AUGACCUUAGGAGAGCAGGCCAAGGCGGAACAGAACCAGCACUCAGGCGCGCGGCGGGUGCGCAAAGCUGCCUUUGAAGACGUCGAGAAGGCGCUGUACAAAUGGUUUAUCGACAAGGGGCCGGAAUAUUUCUUUAUCGGGACCAAUGCUACAGCAGAAGGCCAAGACCUUUGCGUUCAUUCUCGGCGCCGAGAAGUUUACUGCUUUCGGCAUGCAGAUUUCGUGACCCGCAUUGAAGAAGCUUCCAAGAAAGCAACCGAAGAUUUGACGUUGGAUGGCACAGUGGAAGAAUGCCAGCUUGAAGAAACCUGGAGCCAGUUCGAGCGCUUUGUCGGUGCUGAGCCACACAGCAUGUGCAUUGAGGACUUCGUUGGCGGCGACGACAGCACCGGAACAGUGGCGGAGUUAACAGACGUGGAGAUCGCUGCAGAAGUGACUGCUGAGCGGCCAAACCAAGACGCUACCGAGGCUGAUCCAGCAAGCGCCCAUGUUGCCCCACUCCCGACUGUAACUGAGGCUGUAGCUGCUUUGGCCGUUGUACGCCGCUACUGCAGCGCAAUAGAAGGCACUGGACUGUCUCUUGUGGACCGUUUGGACUAUGUUGAGGACGCCGUGGUCAAACACGCGGUUGCCAAUAUGAAGCAGGCUACGCUGCUUCAGUACUUUCAGCGAACUAAAUAAAUACUUUGUUUGAAGCUUCA